This is a messenger RNA of Pyrus x bretschneideri (Chinese white pear), 1139 nucleotides long. Its product is annotated as INO80 complex subunit D. Bases 44 to 883 code for a protein of 279 amino acids. The transcript is spliced from 2 exons. The record is from RefSeq and is a predicted model, not a curated record. Gene Ontology annotation, cellular component: NSL complex. Lineage: Eukaryota; Viridiplantae; Streptophyta; Magnoliopsida; Rosales; Rosaceae.
AUGAAAUUAUUUCUCUCAAUUUCUGUCCCUCUCUCCAACCCCCAUGGCUGCCUCUGGUUCCAAGACCCAUCCUCCUCUCUCUGCUUCCAAACCUCCCAAGAACCCAACGAGCCUCAACCCCAUCACUGAAACCCAAACCCCAAACUCCAACCCUUCCACCUCCACAAUCCCUCCUGUCCCACCGUCCCAAGAAGAAAUCGUCCUCUCACACGCUUCCCACAUCACCCACCACGAGCUCAUCCGCCGCCGCCGCUCCUACCUCAGAGAGCUCAAAAAAUGCUACAAAUCCCACUACUGGGCACUCAUGGAGGAGCUCCGGAUUGGGUACAGGGAGUACUGGUGGAACUACGGUGUCAGCCCUUACAAGGAAGAGCACAGGUACGAGAGAGACGCUGCUGGGGUUGCUGAAGGCACUGAUGAGAACAACAACAGCAUCAACGGCAAUUGCAACAACAAUAAUCGUGGUUCUGCCGCCGGCUUCGAUGCCCAAAGGAAACUGCAAUGUGCUUCUCAGCAGUGUAAAGGCAAGGCCAUGGCGAUGACGAGCUUUUGCCACCUUCAUAUUCUUUCGGAUCCGAAGCAGAAGCUCUAUAAGCCUUGUGAUUAUGUUAUCAAGAGUGCUCAGGCAGGACCUAUAACAUGUGGGAAGCCGAUACUGAGAUCCACUGUUCCUUCUCUUUGCCCAAUUCACUUCCAAGUGGCUCAGAAGGCUGUCAGAAGGGCCUUGAAGAAGGCAGGCCUGAAUAUGUCCUCAUCAAGUAAGCUGGCUCCAAAGUUCCAUGUCAUAAUAGCGGAAUACGUACACCAAAUUCAAGCCAAACGAAGAACUGCACAAAGAGCCAAGGGGAAAAAGGUCGCAAUUAAGGAAGAAAAUGCUGACUGAGCCUCUCCAGACAGCAAAUUUGCACUCUGCGGUGGCAACCAGUCUCAGAAUGGGAACUUAAUCUGAAGGCUAUGAUGCAUUUUGUGGUGUUAUACUUAAAUUGAAUCUUUUUCGUUCCUUCUCUUUUCGAUCAUAUGUUCAGCGAUCUUUAGAGAGACCAGACUGCUUGGUUAGUUCAAGCGUGUUAAAUGUAUACGAACCUUUGUAUCAAGACAUGUACAACAUAAUUCGAGUUACUUGUUACUUUCGGAAUCAA